UGUGUGAGAAGAAGAGAGUCACAAGUUUGAGAACUAGUUGAUUUGAUUGUCCCGGACAUCAGGAGCGUUGACACGGAGCUCUCUGUAGCACAGCGACUGUUUAUCCUUCAUCACUCUGGGCGUCGUGUUUAUCAUUAAAACACCACACGAGAGUCACUGUUUUACUGACAUAAUUCCAGUCAGAGCAGCCAUGCUCAUGUGUGACUAUCCAGUGAAUCCAGUGAAGGCAGACAGGGAGACGGGUUUCUCAUCCUUGUUGAAGCCUCAGGCCAUGGAAACGUACAGCACCAUGUUCUCCAUUGGUCCUCACCCUUCUCAGUUCUGCUACGCUCCUCCGUACCCUCCAUAUCACAGCCCCACACACACUCACACUCACACACACACUCAUACGCAUACACACACUCCUGCUCACUGCCCUGACACCCCCACCCACACUCAGCUGGAGCCCGUGGACCUGUCACUCAGCAAGAGACCCUCACCUCCGCCGCCGUCCUUUUCCUCUUCGCCACUUUCAUCAUCAUCAUCAUCCUCCUCAUCAUCAUCAUCCAGAGCCACGCCUCCGUCUCCAUCAGGCUCGCCUCAGAUGAUGACUUCGCCCAUGACGCUGUCCUUCCCGACCUUGGUGGCUCCGCUGGUUUCAGCUUCUGGUUCAGGUCUUAUCCCUGUUCUGCCCAGCGUGAUCCUGCCCUCCAUGCCCCUGCUGUACCGGCCCCAUGUCCUGCAGUCUCCCAUCAUGCUCUUCUCCCACAAGCCUGAGGAUCAGAAGGGCGGAGCCUCGUCUUUCACAACCGAUGCCGUCCAGGACCAACAGCCAAUCAAAACGGAGCAUCACAGCGACUUUGCUUCCAGCACGUACAGGCAGGAAAUUCCAUCGCCCCCCAUGCCGAGCUAUAACGAAGCCAACACACACUCUGUGAUAGUUCAUGCCCCUAAAGUGGAGUCUCCCGACCCGCUGAAGAAGCGACGCAUCCAUCGCUGUGAUUUUGGAGGCUGCAACAAAGUGUAUACAAAGAGCUCACACCUCAAAGCCCACAGACGCACACACACAGGUACACACACAGACACAGGAGAGAAGCCGUACAAGUGCUCAUGGGAAGGCUGCACAUGGAAGUUUGCACGUUCAGACGAGCUGACACGUCAUUACCGCAAACACACCGGGUCGAAACCAUUCAAGUGCUCAGAUUGUGACCGCAGCUUCUCGCGCUCUGAUCAUCUCGCCCUGCACAGGAAACGCCACCUGCUGGUGUGACGGCCAAAUACAGCGCAGAGUCUUCAGUGCACCUUCAAGAUGGACUGCACUAUUAACCAGACGCAGUCACAGGAAAAUUGUCCUGUUACCUGUGGGCUGGAACAUCAUAAUGAGACGUAAAGCCAUGUCACCCAGCUCAAUGUUCUACAGCCCUUACUGGAUUUUACUGGAUGCUACUAGAGAACUUACUCUCUCUCUCUCUCUCUCUCUCUCUCUCUCGCUCUCUCUCUCUUUCUCUGUCUGUCUGUCUGUCUGUCUGUCUGUCUCUCUCUGUCUGUCUGUAUAACUCUCUAUCUCUCUCUCUCUCUCUCUCUCUCUGUCUUUCUUCACAUCUCUCACUUACUUUCUCACACGGUUCAGUCAGGCCCUCUGCUGGUCAAAGGGUUUAUUGUGCUCACACACACACACACACACACACACACACACACACACACACACACACACACACACACACACACACACACUGGGUCAACCCUGAAUAAUGUGAAUUCUUUUUGUUUUUUUUUAUUCGUAUUGUUUUAGUCAGGAAAAUCUUGUAAGUUUCUAAUUUUGUAACCAAAAGUGUCACGUAUGUGGGCAGGUUUUAAUCAGUUAAUUUGAUGUUUUUUUCGUUUGCUUGGGUUUGUGUAUUGACGUUAAUCAUAUUUUCAAUCUCUCGUGUUUGCAAUACCAUAUUUUCUGGACUAUAAGACAUAUUUUUCCCUUCUAACAGCUGAAUAUCCCCUUUAUCGCUCCUUUACCUUUACGUUUAAGCAUCAUUUUAAAAUUUGGGUAAAUACACAGCAUCCCUCGUUGUCCAGAAAAAGCUAAAAAUGAAAUUACCUUAUAAAAAAAUUACCUUAUAUGAAAAUAUACAUCAAAUAACAAGUCGAAUAUAAUAACAUCAUAAAAUAACAUUUAUAGAUUUUUUUCCAUAUUUAUCCUUCAUGACCAUCAUUGAAAAUUUCCACCGUCGUCGUGAGCUGCGUCUUAAAUUCACGCAAAUCUCACAGACACCUGUGAUUGGCUAAUCUCAAUAUGAUUGACAGAACAUACAUAUUUAGCUCCUCCCACCCAGACAGCAGAGCCACUCUUGCUCUCUAAUAAAUCCUCUUCUCACACAUGCACACGAACUCAAGGUGCAAGUGGCAUCGAUCUCUAAUGUUCUACUUUUAAAAUACAACAGAACAGGUUUUUUCUCAUUUAACAGAGGGGCGUGUCUUCUCCUCCAGAAACUAGGGUAUAUAAGAAAGAAAGAAAGAAUGAAAGAAAGAAUUGCUCACAGCAUCAACAGGCUCCCGUUGUUGCAGCGCAUCUGUAUAUGACUUGAUGUUUAUUAUGUAAGUACUGUGUACUGUAUCAAAACUGUGUACCUGCACAUUGAGUAACGCCGUUGGCUUAUGCAGUCACAUGUGUGUAUAUAAGGGGAAGAGGUGCCAAAACUUUUACAAUACCAUCAGGAGAAUAUGAGCUCGAGUGAAGCGCUUCCGGUGUCCCGGUUAUGGAGCUCAUCAGAUCCUCGAUCCUCAGACCAAACGUUUAGCUGCUAUGACGUAGCACAGAAUUACUAGCGUUAUGCGUUAGAUUGUGCGCUCGUGGAAGUGGUUGUUUUUCAGGGCUGUCGUGUUCGGACGCAGUCUGACUUUCAUUGUAUUUACACGGAAAAAUGUGAACCAGUUUAAAAACGGGCAUUAUGGUUACUGGAGUUCGGUUUGGUUGUGGGAAGUGUUUUAUUUUUCGUUGUGUAGCAUCAAAUGCGUGUGUGUGUGUGUGUGUGUGUGUGUGUGUGUGUGUGUGUGUGUGCACGUGUGUGUUUCCUGUUGAGGUUCAGAAAAAUGUUUUUCUAUAUAAAGACAUUUAUAAAGUAUAACAUGCACUUGAAUCAAGCAGUUUGCAUAAAUGUUCCUCAUGGUAAUGCUAAUGUUAGCGAUAUGAACACAACAAUCACACCGAAGCAGAUUAUUAUUAUUAUUAUUAUUAUUAUUAUUAUUAUUAUUAUUAUUAUUAUUAUUGAGUGUGAAUCUGAAUUUUAUAUUGUACAUUUCACUUUUUUCACACACACAAAAAAACAACAAUUUUGAAGCAAAAAGUCCUUAUAGUCAGUGAAAUGUGGCAAAUUAGCACUUCUUUUGUUCGCUCAUCUGCAUCCAAAGUGUAUUUUAAGGCCAAACAAAUUUUGCUUUAAUUUAAAAAAACAAACAAACACACAAACGUUUGAUCGUGUAAAGAAAUGAAGUUUUCUGAAACCCUGCUGGACUUUUUGAUGCGCUCUUUAACUUAAGGUCUGGAGAAUGAGGGAUUAAAUACAGACUGAAAGAAAUGAAGAAAGGAUGAAGACACAACACACACACACACACACACACACACACACACACACACACACACACACACACACACACACACACACCUGAAAGAAACCCUACAGUGCACACUGUAAUCUAUAUAUUAAGAAUUAAUACAACUGAAAGGGAAAUUUAAGGAAUUUUAUAUGCAUUGUGAUCUUUCUUUAUUUUUAAUCUUCUCCAUUAGUUAUGCAUUUCUACAAAGAUGUGAAUCUUUAUUUCUGGAAUUUCUGUCUUUCCAUGAUAUAUUUUUUGACCUCUUUAAAAGGGAAUCUUAUAUCAAGCUGUGAAAGAAUAUAUAGAUGCUGUACAUACUAACAUUGUAUUGUUUUAGAUAUGAACUGUAUUGUUGAAUAAACUUCUAUCUGUGCA
Tachysurus fulvidraco (yellow catfish) is the source of this 3942-nucleotide messenger RNA. It is a transcript of the gene klf3, whose product is annotated as Kruppel-like factor 3 (basic). The coding region runs from base 191 to 1249 and encodes 352 amino acids. The record is from RefSeq and is a predicted model, not a curated record. The transcript is spliced from 7 exons. Gene Ontology annotation, molecular function: RNA polymerase II cis-regulatory region sequence-specific DNA binding; DNA-binding transcription factor activity, RNA polymerase II-specific. Lineage: Eukaryota; Metazoa; Chordata; Actinopteri; Siluriformes; Bagridae. Gene Ontology annotation, biological process: regulation of transcription by RNA polymerase II.